Gekko japonicus is the source of this 1746-nucleotide messenger RNA. RefSeq names its product mediator complex subunit 20 (gene MED20). The transcript is spliced from 4 exons. Gene Ontology annotation, cellular component: mediator complex. Bases 166 to 804 code for a protein of 212 amino acids. The record is from RefSeq and is a predicted model, not a curated record. NCBI's taxonomy places the organism in Eukaryota, Metazoa, Chordata, Lepidosauria, Squamata, Gekkonidae. Gene Ontology annotation, biological process: regulation of transcription by RNA polymerase II. Gene Ontology annotation, molecular function: transcription coactivator activity.
UAGUACAGAUCGUGGAAGGCGAGGCUGUGUGGUGCUUCAGCCUGGAGGCAUUACCAAACCCCACCGAUAACUCCCCGCAUGCUUUCAGAUUAAGGGCUGAGGGGAGGAGUUGUUAGAGAUUUCCUUGCUCUUUUUGUAGAGACCCUCGUGGAGACUUUUGGAAACAUGGGAGUCACUUGUGUUUCUCAGAUGCCAGUAGCAGAGGGGAAGAGUGUGCAGCAGACUGUUGAAAUCCUAACAAGAAAACUGGAACUACUUGGAGCAGAGAAACAGGGAACUUUUGGUGUGGACUGUGAAACCUACCACACUGCCCCCUCCACAAUGGGCAACCAAGGGCAGGCUGCCAAGCUGAUGUACGUGAUGCACAAUUCCGAAUAUCCCCUCAGCUGUUUCGCUCUCUUUGAAAAUGGCCCCUGCCUCAUAGCAGAUGCCAACUUCGACGUCCUGAUGGUGAAACUGAAAGGCUUCUUUCAAAAUGCCAAAGGGAACAAAAUAGAAAGCCGGGGUACCCGGUACCAGUACUGUGAUUUCUUGGUGAAGAUUGGCACUGUUACCAUGGGUCCCAGUGCCCGUGGAAUAUCUGUGGAGGUGGAAUACUGUCCGUGUGUGGUAGCCAAUGACUGCUGGAACCUGUUGAUGGAAUUCAUGCAAAGCUUCAUGGGAAGUCACGUUCCUGGAAUCCCUUCUGUGUUCAGCAACAAGCAUGACAGUAUCUACAGCCCAGCUGACACAAUGGUUCAGUACAUGGAACUCUUUAACAAGAUUCGCAAGCAGCAGCAGGUGCCUGUUGCAGGGAUCCGAUGAGGAGGGCUUCAUAAUGCCUGUUUUCAAGCUAGCAACUGUUUGCUUGAUAGUCAUAUCGCAUCCCAGUACUCCAGAUUACAAUUUUCUCUCUACAUCAAAGGACAGUCCUGCUUCUUUGGAGGGAUAAAAUUAAGUGUAUCUCAUCCUACCACUUCACAUAUCAGUGAUAUUCGCUUACUUUGCCCUGCUGGCUCAGUAAACUUACCUACCCUGGGGUCUUCAAGCAACAGUCCCUCCAAAAACUGGAAACUAAGGACAACUUAACUUGCAGAAAUGCAGAGGUUCAAAUUGUGUGCAGGUGGAAGAGUGGGCUUUGAUUGUAUUUAAUAUCCUUGGUGGUGAACGUGAGGUUUCUGUCUGAAUAUGAAAGCCCUUUACUACUAGGUUUAAUAAAAGAGCUAUAUUUUCAGAUGAUACUGUGAACUCAGUAGAUGGUUUUUCUUGCAGUUUGUCGACAUUUUAUUCUUUGGAUGGAAACUUAAAACAGACAGAUUCAAUGUUCUCAGAGUUUAAGUUCUUGCCCUCCCAAUAUCUUCAUAGAAUAAAUAUUAAACUGUUGGGAUUUAGAAUUAUACCAGUUUAGAAGCGUAAUUUCUGUGAUCUUCUGAAGUCAAUAUUCUGCCUUCUACCCUGUAAAUAUAUUUGAAUAGUACAGAAAGAAGAAUCUGAUCAUGCAUAAUAUGCCCCAAACGGAAACUUCAGUUCAGUUAAGAUAUCAAAAUGUUUUAUUAUGAGGCCUUAGAAGCACAUAGGUAUAACCAUGCAAGAUCUUCUGAAAUAGUAAGCAUUUUGUUGAUUGAGGAAUCUAGUGUUUUCAUCCUUAUUGUAUUUUGUCUGUUUUUAGACUUAUUUGUUGACUACAUUAUUGUGACCUGUUUUUAUUUUGUGUUGCAGCUGUGUUAGUUCCCAUGAAUAUCGUCCCUUAAUAAUUUCCUAAAAUAA